AUGGCCAUCACCACUGCAGUAUCGGACUUCUUCGCGUCCAUCUACGAGCUUGUGUCCUCCGUCUUUGGCGCAGCCUACUCUGUUGUGCACAGUGUGUUCCUCGCCACGUACAACUUUGUCGUCGGCAUCUUGUCGCUUGUUGGCGACGUCUUGGGCGGAUUCGUCGACAUCAGCACCGGGGUCGGAAAGUUCAUUGUUGGAAACAUUGUCAUCCUGUCCGUCGGUGCCCUGGUCGCUUUCUUGUACAUGCGCAACACAACUCAGGGGCAGAAGCUGGCGCAGAAGAAGACCAGCUAA
Emericellopsis atlantica is the source of this 297-nucleotide messenger RNA. RefSeq lists its product as uncharacterized. The record is from RefSeq and is a predicted model, not a curated record. NCBI's taxonomy places the organism in Eukaryota, Fungi, Ascomycota, Sordariomycetes, Hypocreales, Bionectriaceae. The transcript has 2 exons. Bases 1 to 297 code for a protein of 98 amino acids.